Molecule: messenger RNA, 99 nt
Organism: Pyricularia pennisetigena
Lineage: Eukaryota; Fungi; Ascomycota; Sordariomycetes; Magnaporthales; Pyriculariaceae
Exons: 1
Coding region: 1-99 (32 amino acids)
Source: RefSeq, a predicted model, not a curated record
AUGAUUCUCAGGGGAUCUCAAGAAUCUAUCACGCCUAUGGGCCGUGGAGCAUACGACACAACCGGUGUCCCCAAGCCUCCUCCCCCGAAGCCCAGGUAA